AGGAAAGUUGAUCGAUACAGCUGCAUUGUGAGGAUAGUACUGACGAAUCCGCUCUAGUGAUCAAAUCCGCUACCACACUGAAGAUGAACAAUGUUGGCUGCAUAGUUUGUCCCUCUAGAAAAUACAUUCAUUACUAGAAACUUCUCCAUUCCGCGCACCUCCUAUAUGAGAACGCACAGUCAACUACCUGCAAGGUCGCUCACAAUACAGGAGUUGAAGUUCAACAUGCCCAAAGAGCACGAGCGUCCUGAGAUGUUUGCACCUAGCGAGACGCGGCGACCUCGUAGCGAAUCAGCCAACGAGCAGCCGUUGACACGACAUCUGGCAGUCCCUCGGAAAGAGUCCCGUCGUGGUGCUCUUGGCCGAUAUCACCAUGAUCUACAUCUCCAGCAGUCCCAAGGCCGACAGCUGACAACCUCACAGCAGUCUCGAAAUGCCAGGACGAAUAGGCGGACAAGCCAAAUCGUGAAUGGUGUAGUGUACACAGGUUCGGUUGCACCGACAUCUAUUACCACUUCGUCCCAAAGCACCUCUGGAGAUAGUACACGAGACCGGGAUGCUAAUGAUGGACUCCCAUCCCUUCUGGGUUGUGAGCCCAUCAACCCAGAUUCCCAGUAUUUGCCUCGCCAACCAAACGUAUCGCACCCGCAAUCUUCAUCUGCGGCGCGUCCACAGAUUCAGGUUUCACCGCCUACACUCGCACCACGACGAUACCAGCCCACUGAUCGCUCACGACCGAACACUUUGUCGCACUACUACCCUGUUUCUGGUCCGCCAUAUGCACUUGACAGUGCCCCAGGUGCAACUCCCUGGGCCAUGCAACUCAACCACCAGACCACAACGCCUCAUCGUGACCCUCAUUAUACCACGCAGAUCCCGCCUCCGCCAGUCGAGCUUCCAGUCGUCGAGCGACCCCUAGAGCUAGAAGCCGGCGCCGACGGAAUCCCGCCCCUCGAACUAGAGGCCGGAGCCGACGGCGUCCAGCAGUACGAACUCCCCGCUGAGAUAGCAGAGUCUCCAGUAGAGAUACCGGUGCUUGAAGAACAGAAGCCGGCGGCGCCGGUGUAUGAGUUCUUCACGGGAGCGCGGACUUGGGAGUUUGAGGAUCUGAGUGAGGUGUAUGGGAAGUUGCUUGAGGAAGAGACUGCGGCUCGUUGCCGUUAUGAUUGA
Molecule: messenger RNA, 1170 nt
Organism: Boeremia exigua
Lineage: Eukaryota; Fungi; Ascomycota; Dothideomycetes; Pleosporales; Didymellaceae
Exons: 2
Coding region: 166-1170 (334 amino acids)
Source: RefSeq, a predicted model, not a curated record